Messenger RNA from Leishmania mexicana MHOM/GT/2001/U1103, 1854 nucleotides. RefSeq lists its product as hypothetical. The coding region runs from base 1 to 1854 and encodes 617 amino acids. NCBI's taxonomy places the organism in Eukaryota, Euglenozoa, Kinetoplastea, Trypanosomatida, Trypanosomatidae. The record is from RefSeq and is a predicted model, not a curated record. The transcript has a single exon.
AUGAACUCGAUCACGGAUAGGGUGAUCGCAUUUCGCCUUCCACAAGAUGGGGUGGAGGAGGAGGCUUACGGCCUGUGCCUUCGAAGAGAAGGGAACACGCUGCGCGUGAUGAUGUUGCAGGAGAACAACCACGAGCGACCACUGAGGUCAGUGCUGCGCAAGCUAUCCGACGAGGAUGCCGUCGUGAGCGAGCUCGAGAACCGCUUUCAGUCACUACAGCCGAAUCUGUUAGAGGAGAAUGACGAGGCGAGGCAGAAGAAGUGCCGCUUGCAAAAGAGAAUGCUACAGUGGGCUGUUCGCCGAUUGGAGGGGGUCGAUGAGAAAGAGUGGGCACUGAUGUCGCAGCAACACCGCCCUUCUGCCAUGGUUAGCUCUGUCGGAUGCACCGCGGCUUCCAUCGCUGAAGGGAAGAGUCUUGUGUCAUCUACGUGGGUUGAUGCGCAAAGACUGCUCCGCAGCGGCAAGGAAAUGGUGCUGCAGCUGCGUCAGGUUGGCGAGCAGCGGAUGGACAGAUCUCUGUAUGACUCAAUCGGAGAGACGUACCUGUCCGACUCGACCUUGUCUUACUCGUCCGUUUUGCAAGAGUCGCUGUCGCUUGGCGUCCUGCACAAGUGGAUCACGACUUUCAUGGAUUACCAACGUGUCUGCUACAUGGAGGACGGGGGCGCAGAGCUGCAGCAACAGAUGACCGCGUGUCAGAGCAGCCUGCAAUCGGCGCGCGAGCGGCGCAGCUCGCUGGCGAAGCAGGCAGAUCUCAUCAAAAAAGGAAAUUGCUACAGUCGCACCCAGACGGUGCGCAGUGUCCCCAUAGAGGACGUCCUCUACCUCAUGACGUUUGAGAAGGUUACCGCCCGGCAGUACCUUCUCAAGGAGCGCAUCCCUCUCGAAUCGCUGGAGGAGGCGCUGAGGAAGUCGCUUGUUGGUCCGCAAAGUGCCUGCGGGUUCCGCGACGAAGAGCAAGCUAGAAUAUCGACGGUUUCCUUCCCUCGGGUGGAACACACCGUCACAGAACCCACACACACCAAUCGCACCCCCACCGGUGCCUCGACGCACCCUUCGCCGGAGGCUGAGUCGGCGCGGACAGGAGCGUGGGCGAACGGGCGUCACGUUCCACGGCUGCGUGCCUCCACAGACGACGGCGGAAAUAUGAACGAUGCCGAGAGUCGCUGUGCCGCGGUGCCGUCCUCGGCCGAUGCAUUGAGGGAACAGACGGAUGAAACCCACGUUGCGAGGGGGGUAAAACGUGCAUCUCGCAGGAACAGCGGUUCAUCGUUGUCGGAUGGCAAGGUUGCAGUGACACACGCCAUGACUACCACCACUACAGCAACAGGUGCCGUCACUGCUUCUUUUUCUUCGACCACCCAGGCGGUCAGAGAAAACGGUGCGUCUUUUCCGUCACGUGAGCCUAGCGCACCGUCAGCUUCUGGUGAUGCCCAGCACGUACUCGCAGAUAUCAAGAACCACUUUAAAAACGUACAAGAGACCCUCCUGGCAUGCUUGGAGGAGUACGAGCAGCUGGAGGAGAAGUACUCUAACACCGUAGAGCAGAGUAAACAGCUUCUGCAGACUUUGGAGGAGCGCGACGACGAGAUUGCGCGGCUGCGCGAGGACUUGUCACAGGCGACACAGAAGCAGCUCUUGGCAAGCCGUGUAAUUUCACCACUGCAGCAGAAUCAGUUCGAGGCGUCAAGCGGUGACCGGCGUAACGGACACCAGAACUGUGGUGAUGAGGUCCGGCUUCAAUUUACGACUUCCAGCGCAUGCGAUGCGGGGGCUUUUGCGAGGCACGUGGAGUACUUGCUGGAUGAUACGCUGGAUUUUGUACGAGGGGCUGCUGCGGCCCCAGUCAUGUGA